UUUUAGGAACAAACUAUCCUAAUAAAACUCAAACACUAGCUCCACUAGCCGUUACCCACCAAACACUUGAUAAACAAAUUCCCUUAUCCUACUAAAAUGCAAACACUUGGGAUACGGUGCUCUAACCCCUGAAAUAACGCUCAACUCUUUCUCUUCCUUCUUCUUCUUCGGACAUCCAGGGUUUCUUUUUUUUGCGCCUUAUUUUCAGAAACUAGGGUUUAUGCUCAUUUCCCCUUGACCGCACUUAAACGCAAAAAUCCCACGCACAAAUUUCUUAACAAAGGAAGCUUGUGACAUAUAGUUUUGGAAGCAAAGAUGCAAGCGUGUAGUGGAGCUGCAGUGAUGGGGUCUCUUCAACAGCCCAUCUGGACCAAAGGGUCAAAUUUCGCUCCAAAAGGGUCUAGUGUUAUUGGGUUUCCACAACAAGGAAGGCUCAAUUUGAUGAAACCUUGUAGAUCUUCUUAUGUUGAAGGAAGUUUAGUUACUGGGAGGCCGCCUUCUUUUGCCUCUGUUCUUGUGCCUGAAAUUGGAGGUAGUGGAAGCAGCUUUUUAGACUAUGGUCUGACUGAAGCUGAUCCUGAAGUACGCAGGAUUAUUGACAAGGAGAAGGAGCGGCAGUUCAAAAGCCUUGAGCUAAUUGCCUCAGAGAAUUUCACAUCUCGAGCAGUAAUGGAAGCUGUUGGAUCAUGCUUGACCAAUAAGUAUUCUGAAGGACUACCUGGUAAAAGAUACUAUGGUGGAAACGAGUACAUAGAUGAGCUUGAGAUACUGUGUCAACAAAGAGCUUUGGCAGCAUUUCACCUAGAUGGAAAGAAGUGGGGUGUUAAUGUUCAGCCAUUAUCUGGUUCGCCUGCUAACUUUGAGGUUUACACUGCAGUUUUAAAGCCACAUGACCGGAUAAUGGGGUUGGACUUACCACAUGGUGGACACUUGUCUCAUGGGUUCAUGACUGCUAAACGACGGGUAUCUGGCACAUCAAUUUAUUUUGAGUCUAUGCCUUACCGACUUGAUGAAUCUACAGGUCUUGUUGAUUAUGACAUGCUUGAGAAAACAGCUGUUCUCUUUAGACCAAAACUCAUUAUUGCUGGUGCAAGUGCCUAUCCUCGAGAUUUUGACUAUGCUCGCAUGAGGAAGAUUGCGGAUGCUGUUGGUGCUUUUCUCAUGAUGGAUAUGGCUCACAUAAGUGGCCUUGUCGCUGCAUCUGUAGUUGCUGAUCCUUUUGAGUACUGUGAUAUAGUGACCACCACCACACACAAGUCUUUGAGAGGUCCAAGAGGUGGCAUGAUCUUCUUCAAGAAGGAUACUGUGCUUGGAGUUGACUUGGAAUCUGCUAUCAACAAUGCUGUUUUUCCAGGUUUACAGGGUGGCCCUCAUAACCACACAAUUGGGGGACUUGCAGUUAGUUUGAAGCAUGCUCAGUCCCCAGAGUUUAAGUCAUACCAGAAUAAGGUGGUCUCUAAUUGUGGAGCUCUUGCUAGCCGAUUGAAUGAAUUAGGAUAUAAGUUGGUUUCUGGUGGGAGUGAUAAUCACCUGGUUCUUGUCGAUCUAAGGCCAAUGGGUAUUGAUGGAGCUCGGGUGGAGAAAAUUCUUGACUUGGCCUCUAUUACCCUCAACAAAAAUUCAGUUCCUGGUGACAAGAGUGCCUUAGUGCCUGGAGGUAUCCGCAUUGGAUCACCUGCUAUGACAACUAGAGGAUUCACAGAGAGAGAUUUUGUAGCAACUGCAGACUUUAUUCAUGAGGGCGUACAGAUAACCCUUGAAGCUAAGCGGUUAGUCUCAGGAUCCAAGCUUCAAGAUUUUUUGAAGUUUGUAGCAGCCCCUGAUUUCCCUUUACUGGAUAAAUUGUCGGAUCUGCGCGAGAGAGUUGAAGCUUUGACAACCCAGUUCCCUCUGCCUGGGUUAUAAGCAAGCUAUUGGACAAUUAUGAUAACCAAAAGGAAGGUUUAAAUAACUUAUAGGACAAUUAGAUAGUGGCUUGAUAAGAAAUUUGGGUAUCUGGAUUGAUACUAUGUUUUUAUCAUCUACCCCUUCUUGUUGCUAAGAUGGGAUAAAUUUUGGAAUCUGGGAUUGAGACUAUUAUUUCGUCUACCCUGUUUUUGUUGCUAAGAAAAUCGAAAGUCUGUUGAACAUGUUUUCGAUUAAUAACAUUUUUCUUUUUGCUAGAA
Quercus lobata is the source of this 2165-nucleotide messenger RNA. It is a transcript of the gene SHM3, whose product is annotated as serine hydroxymethyltransferase 3. Gene Ontology annotation, biological process: tetrahydrofolate interconversion. The record is from RefSeq and is a predicted model, not a curated record. The transcript is spliced from 13 exons. NCBI's taxonomy places the organism in Eukaryota, Viridiplantae, Streptophyta, Magnoliopsida, Fagales, Fagaceae. Gene Ontology annotation, cellular component: mitochondrion; cytoplasm. Gene Ontology annotation, molecular function: glycine hydroxymethyltransferase activity; pyridoxal phosphate binding. Bases 316 to 1905 code for a protein of 529 amino acids.